UCAAAGAGCAAGUGAACGCAAAGUAAAAAUGCUAGGCAAAAUUAACCGUUGAAGAUGCGGUGGGCGGUCGCGUUGGUCUUAACACUGGUCGCCAACGCAGUCCUCGCUCAAGGCUUACUAGCACAGCGCUCCGUCAACUAUUGCGCUGCCAAGAUGUGUGGGCAUACCAAUGCACAUACCUUCUGUCAGUUUCAGCCCGGCCCAAGCGAAAGAUGCAGAGGGUACAUGGACGCACACCUCACCAACGAGGAGAAAGUGCGGGUAGUCGCGCGACUAAACCGGCGGCGCAGCGAGGCCGCGAGCGGGCGACUGCGGCGCCUGCCUCCUGCUGGGAACAUGCUCAAGUUGCGUUGGGUGGAAGAACUGGCUCGUGAAGCCCAGCGGUGGGCUGACCAGUGCCGGCCGCCGCGGACGCCUGACGAGCGAGACGCUUGUAGAGACCUCUAUUCGACUACAGUGGGGCAGUGCGUGGCGUCAGUGGUCGGGGAAGCCCCGGGCCUUCGCGUGGAGUCCAUGGUCGACAUGUGGUACAUGCAGAGCAUCUUAUACAAGGGGAACGUCACUUCUUACAUGAUCCCUAUGAGCAACGUCACGUUCUACGGCGAUUUCGCUCAAAUGAUUUGGGCAAGAAGCUACAUGGUCGGUUGUGGUCGGAGUAGAUUUAUGUCGGAAUUGAACGGACGGUUGAGGAGCGUAGAGCGGUUGGUCUGCAACUUCGCGCCCCGGGGCCCCGUGCAGUCCAGGGCGCUGUGGAUCCCAGCAGCCCCCGCCACUGCCUGUCCCGCGCGAUCCAUGCCUGACCCAGAAUUGACUACACUCUGCAACUUUCCUGAAACUGUACGAGAGAUACAGGAAGCUUUGGAUCGCAUGGAGCGUAACCUCGAAGAGAUCAGAUCGACACCAGGGAAGGUGCGUCGCGAGUUACGAGAUGUGCCACCACCACCAGACAUAUUAGACAACACGCAGCCUCCAGAUCCUGUUAGACAUUAUAGACCAGCUGUACAGAAUGCUGGCUCGGACCAGAACAAGACCGACAGGGGCCCUAUGCUUAACAUGGUGCUUAAGUACAUGCCCUACCUGAAGCCCUACGAAAACGAAAUACUGGGCAGUAGUACUUCUUCAGGAGUUUCUUUGGCUGUUUCGUACGUUUGGUUUAGCUUCGAGUUCUUGUUAAUGUGCGUUUAGUUUGGUAUUACAUAGUUGUAUUUUGUUAUGUUUAGUGUUUUGUAAUGUAUUUAUUUUAAAGUUGUAUAAAUAUUGGCAAAAUGA
Ostrinia nubilalis (European corn borer) is the source of this 1269-nucleotide messenger RNA. RefSeq names its product venom allergen 3-like. The record is from RefSeq and is a predicted model, not a curated record. Lineage: Eukaryota; Metazoa; Arthropoda; Insecta; Lepidoptera; Crambidae. The transcript is spliced from 8 exons. Bases 55 to 1185 code for a protein of 376 amino acids.